AUGGGGCAGUUAUUGCAACUGUUCUCACAGUUAAACACCAAUAAACCACCUCCACCACCAUCCGAAACAUCCACAAGCACCACCACAAUUUCAAUUCCCACAUUCUCAAUAUCAGGAAAAUUAACUCACCAUAAUUACACCAUGUGGUCCAGGUUGAUGCAAUUAGCCUUAAGUGGUCGGGAUCGUCUCAAUCACAUCAUCGACGAUCCUCCACCACAAACAGACCAAGAGUACAGCCAAUGGACCAGACGAGACUCAGUGGUUAUCUCAUGGAUAAUCGAAAGCAUUCAUCCGGAUCUAGUCAACCAAUUUAUCGAUUUCCCAACCGCAAAGACUCUUUGGAAAGGGAUAGAGAUAGUAUACAGCAGUGGCAAUGACGGAAAUCGAUAG
Messenger RNA from Amaranthus tricolor (Joseph's coat), 390 nucleotides. RefSeq lists its product as uncharacterized. The record is from RefSeq and is a predicted model, not a curated record. Lineage: Eukaryota; Viridiplantae; Streptophyta; Magnoliopsida; Caryophyllales; Amaranthaceae. The transcript is spliced from 2 exons. Bases 1 to 390 code for a protein of 129 amino acids.